GCGAGGAGGAGAACGUCCCGAAAAACAAGGACAAGGAAUCUCCUCCAAUAAACAUGUUUGAUUCGCUCACAUUAGUCCUGGAAAAAGUGUUCUUCCUCACUCACCUCAAUGUCUUCAGGACCAGUCUGUUGUUUUCAGACACACAGAGAGCGAGGGAGAAGAAUAGGGUUACACAUCACUGCGAGAAAGAGGAGGGGAGAGAGGGGGUCCCGGAUACCUCCACCGGCGCCGGACUCCCAGACUCCAUAUACCAACGGGGAGACUUGCUAGAAGUGCCCCGGACUUUAUUCACUCAUUUCGGCAUCUAUUUAGGGGACAACCGGGUGGCGCAUCUGAUUCCGGAUAUCUUGCCACUCUUUACAACCGACAAGCGUUCCAUCCAGGUGAUGGUAACGAACAAACGGUUAGUUCUCGGAGUUCUAUCCAAGAGCGCCAGCAUCCGGGUGGAUACGGUUGAGGACUUUGCGUAUGGAGCGUCAAUUCUACUGAACACUAUGGAUACUACCGUGCAGAAACGACCGUUGGAUGGCGAAGAGAUCGCGAGGAGAGCGGAGAAACUGGUUGGGAAGAUACCGUACAGCUUGCUGUGGAAUAACUGUGAACAUUUCGUUACUUAUUGCCGGUAUGGCAUCGCAAUCAGCAUUCAGACUGACAAGUUCUGUGAUUGGCUGAAAUCUGUCAUCCGGGAUCAUAGGAGUGCUCCGCUGACGGCGUUCCUGGGAAUUCUGUCUAUCCUCUAUCUAGGAACCGACAGUGCCCUUCCCGCCCUCGUCAUCCCCUUCACCCUCUGGAUGGCUGGCUGAUUCUGGACAUUCCAUAAUGAAUAUGGAAUUAUUGAAUUUCGAUAAUAUGUAUAUAGGUGUAUGUUAUUUUUUAAACCGUUCCAGAAAAUGGGUAGCAAUGACAGCACUAUGACGCUGUCCAGCUACAUUAUCUCAGUCUAGUAUGUCAUUCUCUCAAUACGUUUCAGACCACUAAAAUACCAUCCAUCUAUAACCAUUGUAACACUUCAUACUGUAUUUUGUUAUGUAAAUAAAUACCUGUACAUUGUACUGAGACUGACCUGCA
This is a messenger RNA of Coregonus clupeaformis (lake whitefish), 1068 nucleotides long. RefSeq names its product lecithin retinol acyltransferase-like. The transcript is spliced from 2 exons. Gene Ontology annotation, biological process: retinol metabolic process. Lineage: Eukaryota; Metazoa; Chordata; Actinopteri; Salmoniformes; Salmonidae. The record is from RefSeq and is a predicted model, not a curated record. Bases 54 to 803 code for a protein of 249 amino acids. Gene Ontology annotation, molecular function: phosphatidylcholine-retinol O-acyltransferase activity.